Polistes dominula (European paper wasp) is the source of this 2903-nucleotide messenger RNA. RefSeq names its product tyrosine kinase receptor Cad96Ca (gene Cad96Ca). Gene Ontology annotation, molecular function: calcium ion binding; transmembrane receptor protein tyrosine kinase activity; ATP binding. Gene Ontology annotation, cellular component: plasma membrane; signaling receptor complex. The record is from RefSeq and is a predicted model, not a curated record. Gene Ontology annotation, biological process: protein phosphorylation; homophilic cell-cell adhesion; multicellular organism development. NCBI's taxonomy places the organism in Eukaryota, Metazoa, Arthropoda, Insecta, Hymenoptera, Vespidae.
CACAGUGAGAAAGAAAAAGAUAGGAAGAAGAAGAGAGGAGUAGACAAAUAAAAAAUAGAAGAAAAGAAACGUUUUUUAAAGUGAUUCAUCGUACGAUGACUACGAUGGUCAAACGAGAUAGAUUGAAAUCGAGGAAGAUCUACGAUCCAACGUAUCAACGAUUUGUCAUCAUCGAUUUGUUGUAUAUCAAAAAUUUGUCAAAUUAAAAAGAGAGUGUGUAUGUGUGUUUUAAGUGCGUACAGCUUGGUAUCGAUAUUCGAAUUAAGAGAAAGUUGACUACUCUGUUUUACUUACAGAUUGAGUGAUAUUUUUUUUCUCUCGUCGUUGUUGUUGUUUUUUAUUUCCAUUGAUUGAAUUUAUUUUCUUUUUUACGAACAAUUUUUUAUUCAAAUAUUUUUUUGGCGAGGAUGGAUGAAGGUGGGAGAGAAAGAUUUUGUUUAGAAAAUAGUUCGAAAAGUGAAGUGAAGUGUUACCUUCUUCGAUGAACGUCGUAGACAGGAAGGAUCAAUUUAAAAAGGUCUCCGUUUAUUUAACCUGACCGAUAUUGGAUUUAGUCGAACGAUAUACGAGGUGGCAUUGAAUCGUUUGAAUCGUUUUAAACCAAUGUAGCGAAAUGUUCAAACGGUGGAACAUCAUCGUUAUGGCUGUUGGCCUCUUAAUAGGUGUUGGAUGUCAAUUAAGCGAAAAUACACCACCCUUUAUGUAUUUGGAAAGAAAUUGGGUUCUUCCCGAUUCGGAACCUGUUGGUAGUGUUGUAACUAGAGUACGUGCUGAGGAUAAUGAACAGGACGAAUUAACCUAUGGACUCGAACCACUUGGACAUAAUUACAAUGGUGACGAUAGUCCUCAACCACCACUGCCAUUUUAUAUAGACAAUAGUACUGGAACUGUUUAUCUUAAUGAAACUCUCAAAGGAAGAGGAGGACAGAACCUGUUCCUUUACGUGACCGUUUCCGACGGUCAACUUACGGCAAAGGCCGAGGUUUACGUUAACAUUAGAAGUACAUCAGCACCUAGCGGUGGACACACCUGGACACCAUUUCCAAAUCAACAUGGUUCAGGUGGACGAAUCAGGCCACCGAUAAUACCGAUUCAUAAUUUACCAUCAUAUCCAAGACCAUCUAUACCUCAUCAACAAGCAUCAAUAAAUUCACCGUCUACUUCAACGACCGGUUCGAAAACAACGAAAUUACAACUAUCGGAAGGUGGCAAAUCUGCUAGAGAAGAAAAUCCUUUGAAGUCACCUAAAUUGUCGCAAGAUUUUAUCGAUAGCAAUGAAAUUGAAGUAGCAACGUUAAGUUCCAAGGUUGCACCUAAGGAAGCAUUGCCUUCAAACGAGAUCUUGAUGACUUUGUUACCGAUCGGAGCGGUUUUUGUUCUUGUUCUUGGUCUUGGUGUUAGUGCAUGGUCUUGCAGGAGUAAAAUGUGUGCCAGCAAAAAGUCCAAGGAAGAUACGAAAGAACAGGCUUCAGUGAGCGUGUCGAAUAUAUCCGACGAUCCAUCACUGGUUUUGAAACGUUGGAGAGGCCCGAAGGCUCACAAUAAUAGAUACGAGGCGUGGGAGAAGGAAAAUCAAGGUGGUAUUCUGAACAAGCAGGACGACAAGUGGGAGUUUCCCAGACAUAGAUUGAAGGUUUUCAAUAUCCUUGGAGAAGGAUGUUUCGGUCAAGUUUGGAAAUGUGAAGCUUUGGACAUCGAUGGUAAAGCUGGUGCCACUGUUGUUGCAGUAAAAACAUUAAAAGAAAAUGCAACUGAAAGAGAACGAUUAGAUUUAGCACAAGAAUUAAGAGUAAUGAAGAGUUUGGAACCUCAUCCUAAUGUUGUCAGAUUACUUGGAUGUUGUACAGAAAGAGAACCCAUGUUUGUUAUUCUGGAAUACGUUAGUGGUGGAAAAUUACAAAGUUUUCUACGAGCAUCGAGGGAAGAAAGGAAUCAUGGAAGACCUGGCCUAACUUCGAGAGAUCUUACUGGAUUCGUUUAUCAAAUCGCUAAAGGAAUGGAACACUUGACAUCGAAAGGUAUAAUUCACAGAGAUUUAGCUGCUCGUAAUGUUUUAAUAGACGAGAAUCGUGCUUGCAAAGUUGCCGAUUUUGGUUUCGCAAGAGACAUGGCUGCCAAUGAGAUUUAUGAAAGAAAAUCGGAAGGAAGAUUACCGAUAAGAUGGAUGGCUCCUGAAAGCUUGUACGAUAAUAUAUUUUCCGUUAAAUCAGAUAUAUGGAGCUUCGGUGUUCUCAUAUGGGAAAUUGUAACGUUAGGGUCUACACCAUAUCCUGGUUUAGCAGCAGCUGAGGUUAUGAGGAGAAUCAAAGAAGGAUACAGAUUGGAUAGACCCGAACACUGCAAACGUGAACUGUAUAAUAUUAUGUAUUAUUGUUGGGACAAGGAUCCAGCAUGUAGGCCAUCCUUUACUGAACUUGUUAGUUUGGCAGAAGGACUAUUACUUGAUGAAACCGAUUACAUUGAAUUAGACAGGUUUCCUGAUCAUUCUUAUUACAAUGUGCUUAAUCUCAGUGGUGAAAAACUUUAAAUGAAAUCAAAUGAUUAUUAACUUUAAAAAAAUGAUUAUUUUUUCCCAUUUCUUUUUUCAUUUUUCUACGUAGUGUCAAUUUAUUAAUAUUAUUUUUUUUAUUCUUUUAUAAUAUUCGUACGAAUGUAAAUAUCUCAGGAUUUUACUUUUACGUACAUCUAACGUUAUAUUCAUUUUUAUUCAAUUUGUUUUUUCAUAGUUUUUGGAUCCGAUUAUUAAAAAUAAUUUGUAAAAAUGUAAUUGUUGAUUUUAUAUUUAACAUUCGAAUAUUAUCGCAUUGUUUAUCUACAUGUUCGAACGGAUUUGACAAAUCCUAUUUGCUAAUUGUGAUAAAAAAAAAUUAUAAUUGAAAUUUAUUCUAAAAUUUCUACGUACG